Carlito syrichta (Philippine tarsier) is the source of this 677-nucleotide messenger RNA. RefSeq names its product zymogen granule protein 16 (gene ZG16). The transcript has 4 exons. Bases 71 to 574 code for a protein of 167 amino acids. The record is from RefSeq and is a predicted model, not a curated record. NCBI's taxonomy places the organism in Eukaryota, Metazoa, Chordata, Mammalia, Primates, Tarsiidae.
UGGACCUGAUUAUAAAAGAUCUGGAAGUUUUUUGGGGUGUUACUUUUCAUCUGAAACUGCCAGCCUCAGAAUGUUGACCAUUGCUAUACUAGCCCUUCUUUGUGCCUCAGCCUCUGCCAAUGCCAUUCAGGCUAGGUCUUCCUCCUAUAAUGGAGAGUAUGGAGGUGGUGGAGGACAGCGAUUCUCUCAUUCUGGCAACCAGUUGGACGGCCCCAUCACUGCCAUCCGUAUCCGAGUCAACAGAUACUACAUUGUUGGGCUCCAGGUGCGCUAUGGCAAGCAGUGGAGUGAAUAUGUGGGUGGCUCCCAGGGGGACCUGGAGGAGAUCUUUCUGCACCCUGGGGAAUCAGUGAUUCAGGUGUCUGGCAAGUAUAAGUACUACCUGAGGAAGCUGGUCUUUGUGACGGACAAGGGCCGAUACCUGCCUUUUGGGAAAGACACAGGCACGAGUUUCAAUGCUGCCCCUUUGUAUCCCAACACCGUGCUCCGAUUCAUCAGUGGCCGUUCCGGUUCUCUCAUCAACGCCAUUGGCCUGCACUGGGAUGUCUACCCUAGUGACUGCAGCAGCUGCUGAGCCCCAGCCUCCCCUUCGGCAGGGUCACUGUGGUGGGGUGAGGGGAUGCCCUUACCACUAACCCCCAACCAAAUGGCUCAAUAAAAGGAUAUGGCUAAAGCUA